Molecule: messenger RNA, 4414 nt
Organism: Conger conger (European conger)
Lineage: Eukaryota; Metazoa; Chordata; Actinopteri; Anguilliformes; Congridae
Gene: pigu
Product: phosphatidylinositol glycan anchor biosynthesis, class U
Exons: 12
Coding region: 17-1324 (435 amino acids)
Biological process (GO): attachment of GPI anchor to protein; protein localization to cell surface
Cellular component (GO): membrane; GPI-anchor transamidase complex
Source: RefSeq, a predicted model, not a curated record
CUUCCUCCCGGCGAAGAUGGCGGCUCCCUUAACUCUGGUUUUGAUUGUAGCUAUAACAAUUAGAGCGGUACUCUUCAAUUCGAGUUUGGCCGAGCUUAUAUCGGAGAGAGUGGAAGUGGUAUCUCCCUUAAAUGCCUGGAAAAGAGUUGUGGAAGGUUUGGCCCUGCUGGAUUUGGGAGUGUCGCCCUAUUCCGGGGAUGUGUUUCAUGAAACACCGCUCAUCAUCUAUCUUUUUCACUUCGUUAUUGAUUAUGCGGAUAUCGUGUUCAUGAUAGCAGAUGGCAUCACAGCUGUUGCACUCUACCUGGCUGUUCAGGACUAUAACAAGGGUGUGUUCAGGAAGCAGAAGUAUGCUCUGGAAGCUGACCGAUACCCACACGACUGCCUGGAGCUCAUCAGGACUCCCAAAGAGAUGUACUACAUCCCCCUCAAAGUGGCUCUGUUUUACUUGUUGAAUCCCUUCACUAUCCUGUCCUGUGUGGCCAAGUCUACCUGUGGGCUCAACAACGCAGUCAUCGCUCUCUUCAUCCUGAGUACAAUCAAAGGAAGUGCCUUACUGAGCGCCAUUUUCCUGGCCCUGGCGACAUACCAGUCCAUCUACCCUCUGACGCUGUGUGUGCCAGCCCUGCUGUUCCUGCUGCAGCGACUCUACAUCCCUGUGAACGUGCGGCGGCCCAGCUUCUGGCUCUUCACCAUGCAGUACGCCUUCAUGUUCCUGGGCAGUCUGUCCGUCAUCGUCUGUCUGUCCUUCUUCCUGCUCAGCUCCUGGGACUUCAUCCCCUCAGUGUACGGCUUCAUCCUGUCAGUGCCGGACCUCACCCCCAACAUCGGUCUGUUCUGGUAUUUCUUCGCGGAGAUGUUCGAGCACUUCCGUCUCUUCUUCAUCUGUGUCUUCCAAAUCAACGUCUUUUUCUACACCAUCCCCCUGUCAAUCAAACUCAAGGAGCAUCCGGUCUUUCUGAUAUUCAUGCAAAUUGCCAUCAUCUCCAUCUUUAAGUCCUACCCCACGGUGGGGGACAUCGCUCUCUACAUGGCCUUCCUACCCCUGUGGAGCCACCUGUACAGAUUCCUGAGGAACAUCUUCCUGGUUUCUUGCGUGCUGUUGGCUUGCUCCGCCCUGUUUCCUGUCCUCUGGCACCUGUGGAUUUACGCUGGGAGCGCCAACUCAAACUUCUACUACGCCAUCACCCUCCUGUUUAACGUUGGUCAGAUCCUGCUGGUGUCGGACUACUUUUACGCCUACCUGCGGCGGGAGCACCACCUGACGCACGGGCUGUACCUGAAGCGCAGGGACGGGAGCGAGGCCACCCUGGUGCUGAAGUAGAGCCGCCGCCGCGCUCCGCUCCGCCCCGCCGCCGUUUCAGUGUCACAUACGUCCCUUUUGGGUUUUUGUCUGGCGGAGACGGUCCCCCCGGCAGACCGAGGCCUCGGAAUUCCGAGUGCGCCCCUGACGGAAGCUGUGAAGAAGAAAAGCGCUAUGGGACCCACGCAGCCGGAGACUUGUGGGAUUUGUAGUCUUUAUCGAUUUUUCCUGCAUUUUUCUCUAUAAUUUCUGAAAAGACCAGCCACACUCACUCCAAUUUUUCUCUCUUCUCUUCUCCCCCCCCCCCCUCACUCUUGGGUCUUUCAAAGCCAAACAACGUUGUCCCCUCACCUUUCAGAACUCUCCUGCAGUUCAGGCUGUAGCCAGCAGAGGGCAGCAUGAGAAUGUGUGCGCGAAUACUUUUCACUCUGGGUCGUUUCGUGACUCAGCAAGUGGAAACCUUGGUGGGAUGAAAAAAAAAAAAAAAAAAAAACUUGCAGAAAUGCUUACAUUUGUUUUCCGUUGACGGAAGAGGCCUGUUUAUUUAAUCUCAUGUAAUUUCCCUUCAUGUAAACACAUUUUUGCUUUUCUUUCUUCAUGAGUUUCAGUCAUUUUGAUUCAUAAGGGAUUUAUAUUGUGCAUCUUUUGUCAACUUUCUUUGGAGAAAGCUACUAAUUCGCCUUCAACCUUUUCUUUAAACUGUUGUCGGGCAGCGUACGUAGUCCAUUCGAAGUAUGAACAGUCUGUGACUGGAGAGAUAGGACAUCAGGGAAGAUAAGCAGUGUAUCAAUGAGAGGACCAGGGGUUUUGCUGCAGGAAAAUAUGUGAGACGACACACUGUCCCAUUCAAUUUCACAACAUUGUCACAUCCACUUGAUUUUCACGUAAAGGAGGCUUGUGUAUUUUAAUACACAAAUGGCAUUUGUGUAUUAAAAUAGGGCGGUUGGUGGGAAGGCUUGUAGGCCUGGAGGCUGUUUUUCACCUUUGUUUUUCACCUCCUUUUCCCUUUGCCUCCGGGCGUCCCGUGUCACAUGAUGCGCCUAUGCCGCCUCGCCCUUCAACAUGGCCGCCGGGAUAUCUGUCUGGUGUGCGUUGGGUGAGGGAACUGUACGUUUAGGGUUCACCUCCCUGACCCCCGGGCCCUCUGGCAGGUGGUUGGCUGCCCUGGGCUACCGUUCGGUCAGCUGUUAGAUGCAUCGUAUGCAGAUUGCUUGUAUUUUUACGGUUAGGGUGAACGUGCUCACGUCCGUUCAAGCUAUUCCCUUGCGUUAAGCCCACACUCGUGUCUUCUCAGUCUAACCAGGUAGUAUGGUAGUGUGCGUGUGGAAGCAGAGGUGUUCUUGUGUGCUCUGAGCGCAUGGUCACGCUGUCCUGUCUCAGAACUGGAAGACUGGUUGGAUUCAAAUUAUUUUUGUGAGUUUUCCAGGGCAUUAUGGUUUCCCUUGGUUUUUUUCGUUUGCUGGGGUUUUGAAAAGGACAUACUGCACUAAUUAAUAUAUGUAUUUAUAACGGUAUUGUGGGAAAGUACUUGAGGUUUUUUUUUUCUCCUCCCCUUGCUCAUAAGAAGAACGGCGUUUCUGACUAUGUCUUUUAUGUGAAAACCCUGUUGAGGAGAAGCGUUAGUUGGCACUAGCGCUAAUGAUACGCUCUUAAGAUAACUUCUCCUACAUAGAGCUGUGGUCUAGUGGUUAUCGGAAACUCUUAUAUUGAGCUUCGACUGACCGCACCAUACAGAAAGGCAUUAUUUAUACGUGAAUUGAAUGUGUCAACAAAGGCAUUACAGUAUGUCUUGCAUACUGUUUAGCUGCUUAUGAAACUUUGAACAAACCGUGACUAAAACACCGGGUGUGCUAUUAUCGGGGGAGUUUUGUGUGUCCUGUUGUGGAUGUCCAUGAGGUCGGACGCCUGGUAGCAUGUGGAAACAUCAUGGCUUCUGUGGUAAUUUAUUCGAGGAAAAAGCAGCUGUAGCAAACACCACAUUGAGGCAAAUCAGACGGUAAAAAUGUGUGAUUUAUGCUCCAAAAACUUGGGAGGAAAUUGCAUGAUGAUGUUUGUUCAUUUCACUGAUCUUGGCUGACCUUUUUUUUUUUUUUUUUUUUUUUUUCUUUUCCUUUUUUUGCAUACCAACUGCAACUCAGAUUCCAGGUGCAGUGGAGAAGUAGAUAAUCACAGACGUCAACUUGUGAAGGAAAAAUAACUUUUUAUUUGUAUGACAAAAUACUACAACUGGUGUACUUUACUAUUGCGCAGAGAGCAUCGAGUCUGGCGCUUUGCUUGGGUGCUUGGGCUUAAAAUGAUAAUUAAAAAGUAAAUAAUAAAUGGGGUUCGGAUUACUUUUUGAACUCGACAUGCGUCGCCUUCGCUGGUGCGUGUGUUGCGCCAUCAUAUCGGCCAAUCAUAGUUUAGCAUCUUAUAAUCUUAGCAUCCGGCAGAUGUCUGAUGUUAUCUUGUGCCAUUAUAGUCCGGUACACGCCAGUAUGACCCCGAUGCUACCGUGCGUUCCCAAGUGCUGUCGGUCGAUCUGUCACCCAUUUGCAGACUUCUCCUCCGCCUGCCAGCUUAAUUGCACACGUAGCGCUUACAGCUACGUGUGUGGCUGGUUUCUGCUGGAAUGCGUGUGCUGAGUCACGCUGAGUUUUUCUUUUCUUUUCUUUUGUCAUGCUGUGUCAAUGGGGAAGUGACGGCAUGCAGACUUGCGCCAUCAGGACGCCAUGGCAACCACUCCACAUUACAGUCCCUGUGCUGCCUCUUUUUUGCAUGAUGCCUCUCUCACAUAACAAUGUGUGCUAUUUGCGGGUUUAUGAACUGGAAAAUAAUUCGGUUUCCUUUCCAUGUGAAGUGUGUUUUCUGAAUUUCUGAACGGGAGAGCUAGAUGUCUGACUGGCCGUUUCCGUUCUGUAAUGGACAUUCACAUCAUUUUGAUUGGCUGACGUCAAAGCAGACGCACCACUGAUUGGAUAAAAUGUAAAUCGCAACGUUAGUGACGUAAGUAGUGUGAAUAAACACACUGUUAAUUGAGCAGCUCCAGAGCGUACAGCAUCAGGUGGUAUAAAAACUUUGUUGCUUUCAGGAUUAAAAAAUGAACACUAAUUAAAAAUAUUUACCAUAUGA